Molecule: messenger RNA, 7419 nt
Organism: Aedes aegypti (yellow fever mosquito)
Lineage: Eukaryota; Metazoa; Arthropoda; Insecta; Diptera; Culicidae
Gene: M7BP
Exons: 19
Coding region: 519-7100 (2193 amino acids)
Source: RefSeq, a predicted model, not a curated record
UCGCCUGAAGUGGCGAAGUUUUUCGGCUUUUCCGACUUGCAAGUAACGGGGGUAAGACGUUGUCGCGUGGGAUCCCAUCAACAGUGCUGCAGUGCUGUAAAUCACUUAUUCACCAAAAGUCGUGACUGGGUCCCCGGAAUUCGCACAGCUCAGUGCUAAUUGACCAAAAUUGUUCGCGGUGACAAUAAGUGCCGAGUGUCGCUUUAGUAACAACACGCAUCGCAAUUUUGGACGGCGGUGAAGACUUCGGGCGAUCGAAGCAGGCUCGGGGCAGUCAAAUGCUGAAGAGGGAGGCACAAUUUUUAUUUAUCUUUGUAGAUGUGCCAGGAAGUUUCCGAAGUUAUGCACGCGCCGAUAAUUGACAGAAAACAUCCCAACCCGGUCAGUGUUCAGUGAAUCAAAGUUACCGAAGACCACGUGCUGCAUUCUUAAAGCGCAGCAGGCGCAUUCCGCCCAUCACCAACAACGGCAGCAGAAGUUAUCAACAGUUGAAGUGCAGAGAGUAAAACCAAAACAGCAUGUUAAUCGAGUUGGCUGAGUUUAGUCAGAAGCUCCGGGAGUACCGGACAAUCUUGGAGCGGUUGCAAAGCGAGCAGCAAUCGUACCAACAGCGGAGGGAGCGUCUGAGCAAACUCAGCCAACGGCGUCGCUCGGAAGUCAGGAAACCAGAUGUUGUAUGCUACAUGUGUAACGCCAACAUUGAAGUCGAGGACACCAACAGUUUCGCAACAUGCCGCGGUUGCGAGCGACUGGUGUGUCGCAACGAGGAGAAACAGUGCUGCGAGUGGAUCCCGGCGAUAGGCAUCUGGGAAUGUCAAAACUGUCAUUCGAGCCGAGUGAUUCAACAGAAAGCAGGCGAGUGGUUGCUCAAUCAGCUGACCAGCCGGCUGCAGAAUCCCGGUCCAGUCAACUUGAGCAACGAGGGCCUACUUGGAUUGAGUACUACCGAUUCAGAUGACGCCCGAAGCUGCACGUCGUCGGUUUCAUCCAAUCAGAAAGUCAAAGUGCGGGAGUUCAUCGAAGAACUGUUAUCUUCCAUGCUAAACGGACCGCUGGACGAUGUCUCCGUUGGCCAACUCAUGGAAAAUGAAAGCUAUUUAAAGGUGUUCCACAGGUAUCACUCACGUUUGAGCAGGUGUCUGUACAACCUGGAGCUCUCGAUACAUCAGUCAUUGUCCGAUCUACCAUUGAUCGAAGGCCAAACCGUGCCAAGCAGCCCAAGCGAUACGCAUUUUGAGCUGCGUAAGAUGCUGCAGAAGAUCCUGGAUGAGGUCGCCAAGUUACCAUCGCUGCUGAAUCACAGCGGAUUUCCGUUGCGACCGGAGGAACAUCUGCCGUACUUCAGCCCCAAGAAGUACGAACAGCUGUUGGCUACCGCUGUCCUCAAUAAGGUGGUGGAGGACUACCGCAAUCCGAAGAACUUUGAACACGUGAAACCGGAAGCGGACACGACGACAACGACAACGGCUGGCCCUCCGACGACUGGAGCGACCUCGGCGGGUUCAGCACCGGCCACCGGAACUACCUUCGACAUCAACCACAACAAGGUUCCUGGUAAAAGCCUGUUGAACGAAGCCAACCUGAGGAAGAUGUCGUUGGAUAAGGAGUUGAAAGAGGACCUGUACAGCCGGUCAUUGUCAGAGUCCGACGAGUCCUAUCUGAGUGAUUAUAUUCAGAAGCACACAGUGCCGCUUCCUGAUCUAUCGGAUACGACCGGAUCAGGACCUGAGGAUGAUGUUCUAUCACUCAAGUCGAACAACACCGAUGGAACGUGGGAGGAAAACUGGUUGUUCAAAAAGCGGCAGCUGAAAUCUACGGAGUCUUCAAUAGCCAUGCUAGUGCCAUCCCCGACUGAAGAAGUUAAGGCGUUGAUCGGCGAUAAAAAUGCAGAUGAGGUCAGUGAUCUUUCUGAAGCCGGGUCGGAUGUCGAAGAAUAUGAUUCAGAUAGUAAUCUGAAGAACACUACUACAGGUGAUACUGGUAGUUCGCCUAAAAAGACACUGGAAGAUCAUACCCAGGACAGUUUGAUCUCUAUAAACUCGAUCGCUUCCAAUGAGCCGGUACUCUCGGAAGCCAAGAACGAACUGUUACUGGAAGAGCAGCAAUGUGCAGUAGAAAACCUGGUGAACGAUCUCAUCAGUAUUGAACCCUGUUCAAUGAAAACAGAAGCUGCCAACCCAGCAUUAAUCGAUAGCCAGUCGAAUGCUUUCUUGAGCGGACCUGAAUCAGUACUCAUUGAAGAAAACAAUAACGUUAUCAAACAAGAGGAGGUGGAAACAGACGACAUUAAACUCAUGCAGGAACGUAUUCAAAAUGCUCCGAAGCAACGAGACGUCGUUGGCAAUGUUCUCCAUCCAAUCGGAAUCGCUAGAACAAUCCCAGUUGAAGGCCACUCCACUGAGUGUGACCGAAAAGAAGUCCCAAUAGACAGAGCACAAUCUAACACCGAACACAUCACAAGACCCUUUGAAACCGUAUCCGAAGUAGAUGUAGAUCACCCUUCUAAUCCCCGUAGCAACAAUUUUAAACCCCUUCAAAGUAACAUGGAAAGUAAAAGCCCAACAACGCCAACUAUCGCUAAAACGCUUGGUGACUCAAAAGCUUCAGCAUUCGUCGAACCGCUUUCUCCACGUCCGAUCGCACUUAACAUUACGGAAGUGUUCGAGCGUUCCAUGAAUCCUCCGCUAACAUCUAUUUCAGAGGAGGACCAUGACCGACAUACUUCGACUGCUCUGCAAUCUACUGACAGUAUCAUCUCUACAACAGAUGAAAGUGAUUCCAAAGCUGUUUCUCUAUCCACAACCACGGUCGAUACCGAUAGCAGUCUUCUGUUGGACUCUUGGGUUGAAAUUGAGCACUACAAAGAGGAUGAGUUCAGCUUGAUUGACAUCGCUAAUGAAACAUCUAAACAGUCUUUGGAUCUGCUUGAACUGAACGAAGCUUCCACAGGUGCGGUAUACGUUUGCGAUACCAAUAAGAUACAGUUUGCUGAGCAGUUGAGAGAACUUAGACAACAACAGGAUGAGCAACACCAACACGCUUUGGAAAAUGAGGAAAUUACGGUAGUGGGAGAAGGUGAAAAGAUCCGUCUCGGUCAAGAUUUGGUAGCUUUCAACAAGAACGCUCCAAGCCCUGACGAGCUGCAAGAGCAAUGUGGCGAAAACGAAGCAGGCCUUGCCAUAGGUGAAUGUUGUACAGGACUAACAACAGAAGUAGGCAUUGGAAAUAAGUUAGAACACGAUAAAGCUAGGGAAGUGGGUAAAUGUGAUGAAGAUCCGAGUUUGGCAUUCAAUGAACAUAAAUAUUUGGAUGUUAUGAAUGAAGUAGAUAAACAAGAAUGCGUUUCAGAAACUACCAAUGUGGGUGGAGUUAAAUCACAGUUUGUCGAAGAACUAGCUGGAAUGAUUGAUCAAAACGAAGCUGAAGCAGUUAUUCCCCACUUUGUAGAUGUUAGUUUAGUACAGAACAAGGAUAAUGUUCAUGAACCUAAACUUUUAGAAUACCAGCCAAAUGAAUCGCAUGGGACGGAUUUCAUAACUACUUCUGAUGAUGGUGCCACCACCAUGAAACAAGAGACGGAAGAUUUAUUGGAUCUAACAGGUUCAACGGGAACUUCAAAUGAGUCAUGUACUGACCAGAUUCCACCUACCGAUAACGAAACAUUUGCUGAAAAAGUAUCAUCAUCCUCCGAAACAACAACCAGUUCAGUGGAUUCAGUGGUAGAUCUUAAUGCUCACAAUCCCAUCAAAACAGAUGAGGUUCCCAAUCAAACGUCUCCAGUAGAAAAUCGGCCGUCUGACGAGUCUGAACAAACUGAACUUUCAAGUCCAACCACCAGCCCUGUGCAUAAUCAGUCUGAUAUUCUUACAGGUACCAACGAAGCGUUAGAUGCAUCUGACAAUGAGCUGCCAUGCCAGUCUGGAUCAUCCAGCCCAACCGACACGUCCACUGAAGCUGUAGCAGGUUCUGUCGAUAGAACCUCGAGUCCAGAAGAUUUUUAUCCUUCCACAUCAGCGAUUUACAAUGGUCAGCUUAAAUUGCAAGACGACUCUGAUCUAGAGGAACGAGAGCAUUCUACUCCGAUUGCUGUCGUUACCCAACAAAUGUGGCAAUACUGUGAAGAGCUGAAAGGCAUUCUAUAUCCACGUAAAGCUCCUGAACCAGUAGUUACAGUAUCCGAAAAACCACCACCAACAACUGAAAACCUCCAGGCUCUUCUGCUCUUCCAGGAAGAGCUACGUGCAGCCAAUGAGGAUCCCUCACAAACUGACAUCAAACCUUGUAAAGAUCACCCCAUACGGAUGAUCCCUACGGACAGCUCCAGAACGCCUGUAUCGGAAUCUCUUCCUACACCGAUGGAAGAUUUCGCCGCUAGGUCAGCGAUUUACAACCAGAGCAUACGUGAAGUAGACUGCGUGGAAGAAACAAUACCAGUUUCAGAAGUUGUAAUGGAUACUCCCUGCACCGAAGAACACGUUGUUGAAGAUACGAUUAGUACAGAUUUUCGUGAUCUUUCUAUACAAACUAUUCCUACUGAUAGCUUCAGCACAUCUGUCUCGGAAUCUCUUCCUACACCCAUGGAAGAUUUUGCCUUGCGAUCAGCAGAGUAUAACCACAGCUUACGUAGAAUGGACUACGUAGAAGAAAGUAUACCUGUAGCUGAAGAUGCCACUUGUUUGUUAACGGAACAUCUUGAGCCGUCAGUCGCUAACGAAAUCCCGACCAUUACGCCGUCUGUAGAAGAGCAUGCGGUUCAGGAAGCGAUCAUUAUUGAACAUACGCCAACACCUGAACCAAUAGGUGCUGUUUCCUAUGAGCGUCAAGUCACUACUACUGUUGAAGAACUAAAAGCUGAUCAAGAACAUAAUCACGACGUCCUGGAGAAUUCAACUGAAACUUCAAAAACUGUUAAAGAAUCGGAAGUGCCUAUUUCAAUGGAAGAAAAAUCGCAGUGUCAUGAGCCCUCAAUUGACGAUCUACAAAGCUUAUCCAAUGAGAAAGAAGUUCCAAUAGAUGUAGAAGUAUCCUCACUGGUUGUUUCACAACCUUCGGUUUGUGUGGUUUUGACUAACAAUGGUGACACUAACCUCACUAACGCCGUUGAAAGUGAUACUAACACAUUGCAUGAUGAUGUACAGUCCCCGAGCUUUACCUCGGAGGCGUCUAUACCGAUUGCAGAACCAGAUUCAUAUCAUUGCCCACCAAUUCCAGCACAAUCUGAACCAGAGAAACAGAAACCAUCCGAAACAUCUAACGGUCACGUGCCAGCAGUGACAACCAACGGUGUCAGUACGGACGAUUCGGUGGAAGACGAAAUGUUAAUUCCUGGGUCUAUUGCCGAACGUGAACAUCUAAAAUGGCGUAACGCUUCGCCGAUUCCCAACAAUCCGUAUUCUCCAGAUGUGCUGCAGAAGCGGUUAGAGGAAUCGAACCGGAGAUCGAGUUUGAUUGAUUUCGAUAGGCUGGCAAGUAGGGAUCCUACAUCGCCAACCUUGGAAGUGCCGGAUGAUUCCGAACUACCUGCUGAUUCCAAAGAGGAAGAUGAUGCCGUCGAAAACGAUCGUUCACUGCAGUCCGUACUCGGAGCCAAUCCCAACCAGUAUCAGAGAUACGGUCGAGAUUACUACAUAAAUGAUGCCAAGCGUGCUUGUGGUUCGAGGAAGCAGACACCGGAUUUGCCAACGCAGUUAACCCACAGCACCGACGACGAGAAAUCGUUACUGCUUUCCCAGAAACAGGAACAACCGACCAGCCCAAUAAGUUGUCUUGAAAAGAAUGACCAGCAACCAACGACAGAAGCAUUUCCUUUCGUCAAGUCCAGUAGCUGUGGAAACGUGGCCGACAAGAACCAAUCGGAGGACAUCUUCUCCGCCGCUCGGCCCAUUGAAGUAAAACCAGAUGAUCCCAUCCUGAAGAAAGGCACCAAGGUGGAAUAUCUCAGUACUCCUGCUCGCGAAAUUUACCUCGUCCCGGCAGAUGAGCCCACAACUCCUCAUUCGUUGGGUUCAUCUUCUGAACUAAGCAUGGCAUCCCGGGCGGAUGAAAGCCUUACGUUUAGUGAAGACUCGGACGUUACUCGCAUUUACGAGAUCGGAACAGGAGAAUCGAAAGUGAUUCACGGCGAUAUUAUCGGUGGUGAGAAAGACACCGGUCAGACUCCGCCUUCAACUCCCACAUAUGGGGCUCAACUAGUCGAUACAUCACAUCCCAUAGACGAAGAACAAACUAUGAACAAAUUGAACACUUUGAAACAGCAGGAGAGCGAAGUUUUGUCCGAAGAGAUUCUUGGCAUUGUUCCACAAAUAAGAGUACCCACGCCAGAGCCAAUCCCUGAAGAACCAUCCAGCCCCACCAUAGAUCGAAGUCAUUUGCUGAAACCGCACCUCCUCAAGAAUAAACCACUUUCUCCGGAGACGAUUAAAUUCUUUUCACCGAAGAAACCUUUCUCACCAAACCUUGGUGCAUCAUCCUCGCUGUCCCAAUCAACGACGGAAAUCCGAGAUCUACCUCAUCACCCAAUGAACCAUUACCACUCGUCGCUGCACAUUGACUAUCCCCCAACGCGACCUGCUCCCAUUCAUCAUGACUUUAUCAUCGAGAAGGAAGUGAUGGAGGUGCUGCCGUCGGUCAAAGAGCUCGCCAAGUGCUACAGCGGAAGUCAGCAGGACGUUAACGCGGUACCGAGACCGCUGCAUAGACCAAAGGUCAAGCUGCGCAAGGACUUCAUUCGUCAGUCGUCGGACAUGUUGCACGAGGAACAACCGCAAGAAACUCGCAGUGGAAUGCCCCACGUGGAGAAUAAAAACCGACGAAUGUAUUGCAGCACCAGCAGUAUAACUGCUGCAGAGGAAAUCCGUGAGGGUCGACGAGCGAACGUAGAGGCCUACAAUCCACCAACAUUUGUACCGAUGGCCCCGGGUCACAGCAUAACGGCACGCAGCCUUUCGAAGCAAAUUCGGGACGAGUUGAAGAUAAACGCCACGGACGAUCACAAGGUGCAGGGAGGACACACAUCACCCGAGCGGCCCAGCAGUCCCGUGUUUGCGCCGGGACACCUUCGAAGCAGCAUACAGUUCUUUGAAAGUUUGCGGGAAAAAUAGCGCUUGGAACAUCGAGGAAGGGAGAGUCAAGUGAAAAAGUAAUCAGUGCCAUCAUUCUCUGAAAUCUGUAAUAUGAUACCAAAAUUUCCGAAGUCUAUUAGUCGUGGAGGGAACGAGUCGCCUAUUGCCGUUUCUUGGAGUGUAAAUUAUGGAGUCAAUAGCCGUGAUCUAUUUAUUUAUUCAUUAAUAAAGAAGCAUUUGAAAUUUAAGUAUUAGGAAAUUGCAUCGCAAAAAGGGUAGUAGUUGUGCUUUUGCUUUUCAGGAAAAGUUGAAAUUAGAAUUAUUGAAUCAAAAGAAUAGAACUUACUUUAAAACAAAA